Messenger RNA from Trichoderma harzianum CBS 226.95, 759 nucleotides. RefSeq lists its product as hypothetical. The transcript has 2 exons. The record is from RefSeq and is a predicted model, not a curated record. The annotation marks the transcript as partial. Lineage: Eukaryota; Fungi; Ascomycota; Sordariomycetes; Hypocreales; Hypocreaceae.
AACAUCAACAUCCUCCUCCUCAAUCCCAAUUCUUCUCGCGCCAUGACAAAGACCAUGGAAUCAGCCGCCAACUUAAUAGCAACUCUUCUUCCAUCCGUAUCCAUCAGCACAUACACGGCCCCUGAGCCAUCUCCGGCAAGCAUCGACAAUGAUGAGGACAUAAAUGCCAGCGUUGAAGCCGUUUCCAACGAUCCAGAGUUCAAACCCGAGGGCUACGACGCCGUGCUCGUUGCCUGCUUUAGUGUUCACCCCCUCGUCAAGCAGCUUGCUCACUCUCUGAGACCUACUCCCGUAAUUGGAAUUUUCGAAGCCAGCAUUCUGACGAGUCUCUCUCUUGUUCCCCUUGUUGAAAAGGAAAAGGAGCAGCAGCAAUGGGGCAUCGUAACAACGGGAGCCUUCUGGGAAGCGCACCUCUCCAAUGGUGUCGCCGCCUUUCUGGGUCAACCACUGUCUCAGAGCAUCAGCGAUCACAGAUUCGCCGGUGUCUACUCUACCGGCCUCAACGCGGGUGACUUUCACAUAAUCUCACAGGAGCAAAUCAACGUGCGCCUCAGAGAAGCCACCAAGCGGCUGCUCUCCUCGGGAAACGUCACCUGUGUCGUCAUGGGCUGCGGUGGCAUGGGAGGCUUGCAAGACAUGAUUCGCGACAUCAUCGUCCAGGAAUACGGCCGGGACAAGGCCAAGGACGUAUCCAUUGUAGACGGCGUCCAGGCCGGUGUGUUACAGCUACAGCAGACGGUGCUUAGCCGGCGAGUCUUU